GUUUUUCCAUCGGGACAUGAAGCCUGAGAACCUUCUAUGUUCCGGUCCGGAGCUAGUCAAGAUAGCCGACUUUGGGCUCGCACGAGAGAUCCGGUCUCGGCCGCCAUACACGGACUACGUCUCCACCCGAUGGUACCGGGCGCCGGAGGUGCUGCUGCGCUCUACGACGUACAGCUCAGCGAUAGACAUCUGGGCGCUGGGCUGCAUUGCCGCAGAGCUGUACACGCUGCGGCCGCUCUUCCCCGGAUCGUCCGAGAUCGACGAGAUCUUCAAGAUCUGCACCGUGCUGGGCACGCCUGAGCAGGUAACGGCAAUCCGCGCCCGCGUGUACGUGCGUACGAUAGCAAGCCAUAUAGUCGAACCACCUCUACAGAACUGUCCCCUGUCCGCCGCUGUGACUGUUUCCCUUGAGUGGCCGCUCAGGGAACUCCAACUGCCACUCAAGGGAAACAGUCACAGUGUCCUUUCUGGACAGCUAGCCAUUCCCAAGAGGUGA
Messenger RNA from Priapulus caudatus, 496 nucleotides. RefSeq names its product serine/threonine-protein kinase ICK-like. NCBI's taxonomy places the organism in Eukaryota, Metazoa, Priapulida, Priapulimorpha, Priapulimorphida, Priapulidae. The record is from RefSeq and is a predicted model, not a curated record. Gene Ontology annotation, cellular component: cytoplasm; nucleus. The transcript is spliced from 3 exons. Gene Ontology annotation, molecular function: ATP binding; protein serine/threonine kinase activity. The coding region runs from base 17 to 496 and encodes 159 amino acids. Gene Ontology annotation, biological process: protein phosphorylation; intracellular signal transduction.